AUGUAAACUCAUAUUAACAUUUCAGAUUAAGCGUAAGAUGAUACCAAGUAAAUUGAUGAGACUAAACAGGAAGAUCUUGCAAUGAUAGAUACUACUAUUCAUCCUGAUCAACCUGAGGUUGAAAUGGAGGCCAUUGAGGCUUCGUUAGUAGAGACUCUAAAACAGCAAUCUCUACUUAUUUAGACGGCUAUUGACAAGAAGGAAGAACCUGCUGAUAUUUUAGACUAAAUCAAUAAAAUGCUCAGCAAAAGAUAUGAACAAAUAUGGAACGAAUUAUUCAACGAGGAGUCUGACUCAGUCUCCCGCAGAAGUGAGUUUUAUAAAGUUGUGUUCAAGCAAUCAGCAGACAAAUUCCUAAGCACUAAAUCUAUUUAGAAUCCUGAAUACCUUGCCCUUAUCCUGAAGUUCUUCAGAAAUAUACUUGUCAACUUCUUCCCUAGGGAUGUAGGAGCAGAAAUUUUGGCUGAAAUAGUGCACUCUUUGUUCAAUCUUGAGGCACCAUUAUAUACUUUGGCUCUACAAUCAUCUAAAAAGAGGCAGAUUAACCAAUCGGAGCAGCCUCAUAUACUGAGCAUCGAUGAUGAUGACCUCAGUGUAGAUCAAAGAAGAAUAAAGAGGGAGUAUCAGUGGAGAUCCUAGCUCAAAGAAGGAGACAGACUAGAUGUGAUAUAUAGGAAAUAAAUCACCAAUCAUAGAAUAUCCUAAUGGCAAAAAGCCUCAGUGAUCUAAGUUUUAGAAGAUGAUAAACUAUAUGUAUCCUUCUUGAAUGAUAUGCCAUUAAACAAUUCACUGGUGAGCAGAUAUGGUCCUGAGAUUGCUGAACCUGAUACUUUUACUGAUGAUAUGGAAUGGAGAUUCGCUAUUCAAAAAGGAGACCUUUUUGACGGUUUAGAUGGUGAAACUAUUUGGUAUAAGUCUACAUGCUUGGAUACUCGAAGAUUUAGUAUUGGUCCUGCCCCAGGAGACCCUAAUGUGGUUAACAGAUAUAUCAAUGAGAUCUAUGUGGGCUAUAGGUACUAUGACGAGGACGAAGGACACAAAUGGGAUGAUGACGGGAGAAAAUUUGUUGGUUGGAGCAAUAGAUACGAUGAAUGGAUAUCAGUUACAUCUCCUACCAUUCAAAGGCUUAACACUUUGGUAAAGCAAUACACUAAUGUCUCUAAAGCUCAAAUGAUAUAUGAUACUGUAAUUGAUGAUAUCUCAGAUGUCAUUUACAACUGCAAAGAUAUCAAAGUGUGGGCAGUUUUCAGAAACAACUUCUUUUCAAAUUUGAGCUCAAUUCCUGACUACUUAAAUGAGUUUGGUGCAAAAGGAGGAUACGAUAAGAUUUUGGAGUUCUUAAUGAGCUAAAACAUAGAAAGAGUAAAAUUGUUUGCUUUAAUUUUUAUUUAGACAAUCUCGCUUAAGCAUAUUCAGUUGAUACUAGAUUUCCUUUCAAAGACUUAGACCUUGUGGCAUAGAUAAUUCAUGUGCAAAUUCAUUCCUCUACUAAGAGAAGCAGCAGAAUACGCUGUUUUGCACAGAGAUAACAAGAACGGUGGUGCACUCUAACAGAAGUUUACAAAGGAAUCACUUCUAGGAGUCCAAAAAGCCCUCUAAGGAGUGAUAAGAAGAUACUAUACCCAAGAAAAGUACGCUCAACUGAUGGCUGAGUUCAACUUCAAUAUUGGUUUCUAACUAUUGAGAUCAGAAAAGCUUGAACAAAGAAUCCUAGGAAUCAAGGAGAUUAUUGAUCAAAUUAAGAACACAAAGUUUGCAGCAAGAAAGAUGAUUAGUUCAAAGGAUGUGAUGAAGAAACUCAAGACUGACAACGUGUUUGAGCAAAUUUUUGGAGAGAACUACCAUAUCCAACUCAUCCAGAGGUCGCAGGAGAUCAUAAAGUUCUACAUAAAUGAAAAAGAGAUAACUGAAGUUGAAAUCGAUCAAAUCUGGUAGGCAACCAAAAGAGAUCAGUAGACUAAGAUGGAAAUAUAUAAGAUUAUCCAGGAAGUAGCAAUAAUGUUCAAAUAGGAUGAAGUAGAAAUGCUGGUGCAAAGAUUCUCUGAAGUUCCACCUGAUCAAUUCGUAGAAAAAGAGAUUGAGUGCGUCUAUGAAUUAGCUAAGUACUCUUAUAAGCAGUAAACAUUCUCAGUGAGAGCAGCGAAGCUAUUUUGGGAUAUUGCUGUCUAAGAGAGGCCCUAUAAGAAGCAAAUCAUUGAGAUUGCUAUGGAAAAGUUUAUUGACCUUAUUAGAAACUGGGACAGGGAACAAAAAGGAGAGUUCAUUGCUAAGUGUAUUGCCAAAAUUAAGAAUCACCAAUCAACUGUUUAAUCAAUCAAAAUUGUUCAAAAGAUUCUUGAUCAAAUACCUAAUUACAGAGUAAACAAUUUGCCUACAUUAUUUGAUAUGGCGAAUCAACUAAUUAAACAAGAAGACAUUAUAAACUUAGUUAUCUAUGACUUCAUUUACUACAAUGAUAUUGUUAACGAUCUAUGGAGCAAAAAUAUACUCAAUGAAGGAAAUAUUGACACUAUUGAUAUAUUGGAUAUUCCAUUUAGUCACAGAGCUCAGUCAUUCACCAGAUUAAAUUUUGUUAGAUAGAUGCUCCAAAACAGCAACACAUAACUUGAUCAAAUGCAACUUGAUUAAAUCUGGGAUUUAAUGCUAGUGAGAUCAAAAAUUUCAAUUGAUUCUGACAUAUUCUUCAACUGGUUUAAGCAAUUACUUAGCGAUCAAAGCAAACUUUCUCCAGAGUUGAUACUAAAUUUCUUCCAAACAAAAAUGUGCGGAGCAGAUGUUAGCUUUAAGUACAUAAAAAAGGCAGGAUUCGAUUGCAUUCUUCAGAUCUUUUUAAAGAUAAACGAGUAAGAUGAUAGAAUUCAUCUAAUUUCAUUACCUACCUACAACAGUAGUGCUGCUAUUUAGACCAAAUUAGAUUUUAAGGUGCAUGUUCCUCCAAAAGACCUCAUUGGAAUUGAUCUACUAUGGAAACUUUUGGCUUAAUGUGACAAGAAAAAUAGUGAUUUAACUGCUGCAGUGAUAGAUCUCAUUACAAAAGUUUACCAUAAUCUAUCUUCUGGGCUUGAAGAAAAGAAACAUGAAAUUGAAGAUUAGUUCUGUAGAGAAUGCCUCUAAAAAUUGCAUGACAUAAUAGUUAAUCCAGAAGUCAUAGAGGAUGAUAAAAAGUAAAUCAUCAAAAUUAUCACUGUAAUGAUGAAAUCCUUCUUUAAUGACUCUGAAAGAAAUGGAACUGGCAAUAUGAGACCUCAUUCAGGAUUAAGCAGAGGGAAAUUAACUGAGAAACUCAUAAUACAGAAUAACAUCACAAAUAUGAAGGCUACACCAAGAUACAUCGAGGUGAAUGUGAAUUCUAAUAUGACGGUUUGGCAAUUAAAGAAACUUAUAGCUGAGAAAUUAAAGUAAAGCCCACUUAGAAUCUAGUUGAACAGAAUCGAUGCUAAGAAAAGAGCUCCAACAGAUUAAGAUCAUCAAACAUUACUAAGAGAUUUAAGAUUUGAGCCAUAUGAAAUACUGCAUGCAGCUAAAAAGCCUAUUACAUACCAAGCUAAAACCACUUUGAUCAAUAAGAAAAAGGAGCUAGUACCUUUGGCAAGAGAAAUCUUUGCUUCCUGGUUUAAAAAAUUCUCAACUGCAGAUGGAUUUAUGACUCCAGAUACAUGUGUUGAAUUUAUUAGAAACUCAACUAAUGAUCCAUCUGUACUGAUGACUGACCCAAGAGUAGUGAGAUUAUUUAAUGAAUAUGAUAAAGAUAUUGAUGGAAAGCUAACUGAAGAAGAGUUUUUGGAGUUUUAUAAAGAUAGAUCAAUAUAAAAGCCUGAUCUUGUUUGGAGUAAUCUACAAACUCAUGGUAUAGGUAAUGAUCUUAAACCACAAUCAAGCUAGAAUUAAACAGAGGAUCCAAAUGAAAUUAGAGAUCCAUAAGCAUUGCCAAGAUUCAAACUCUCUAAAGAUCAGGAUAUCUUCAACGAAAUAUUUAACUUGAUGGAUAAAUGCGGAAGCGGGUCUUAAAGUGAGCUUUGGAUUCUUAUUGGAAACUUAAGGACCAAUCCUUUAAUUUAUGCAAAGUUACUUUCUUUAAGUAGUAUCAGUGAACUAGUUGAAGAUACAUCAGCCUAUAAACUUCUCUAUAAUCUCUAGAUUCUUGAGUAAUUUAUUGAUUAGUACUCAAUCCAAGAGAGUCAGAAUAUUAAAUGCUACUUUGUUGAGAAUUAAGAAUACAAUAGUUAAUUCCCUCUAUUAGACGCCUAGAAUAAUAACAGCAAUCAAAAUAGUUAAAAUGUCCAGAGCGACAACCUGAAUGAGCAGAAGAGAGAUGUUCAAAAUGCAGCUCCCUAAUCUGGGAUUGCUAUUCCUUUGCCUCCUCAAGAUCAAAGUAAUGUUCCCAUUCCACCGUCGCAAGGUAUCUUCAUUGGGCCCAUUGCUCCAAGUAAUGCUGGCUAAAAUCUUAAUAACACUUUAACUAAGAAUAAGGAAAUGCUUGAAAAUUUCAAAGGGCAUAUAAUAACAGAGCCAUAUGAAGAUAAAAUAAUUUCAGAUGAGGAAAUCGCUCAAAUUCUGGAAAUUUCGAACGUUGAGGAAGUAAUUGAAAUGAGAUAAAAUUGGAUCUAGAGUUUUGUGCUGAACAAUGGAUUCUCAGUACUUUGCAUAUUCUUAAAGAAUUUGAUGGAAAGUAAUGUUCCAAAUGGUAUCUUGUAAAAUCCAUAAGAUAGAGAAUGCUUAAAUUAAGUGCUGAAAACAAUGAAGCUUCUUAUACUUUCAACAUUCAUGGGAAGUGCAUAAUCAUCAGAAAUAACUCUAGAUCUGCAGAAGAAUUUAUCUUAGCCAGCUAAGAUUGAGGAGGAUGUAGAUAUUGAUAUAAUGGAAAUUCUUGAAAAGUUAGAACCCACUACAAUUUCUGCUACACAAAUUCCAUUUCUCUCAUAGACCAAUAAUACGGCCAACGGUACUAGUAGUGCUGGCCCAUAACUGCUCAAGAGAGAUACCAUUUAAGCUGAUCAAGAUAAUAUCGGAAAAUAAUUUGAACCUUUAAUAAACAUACUAAGAGGUGAGCUUGGACAAAGGAUUUUGGACUCAAUGAACUUUUCUGAGUUUUAAUAACAGAUUUUAAUGAUAGUCAAAGCCAUAGUUUGCAAAGAUAAAAUAGUAAACGAUGAUAAAUCGAAUGUAGAAUCAGCACUUUAACUUUGGAUCUCGGUUAUUCUUUACAACCCUGAAUUAUUAUAACAGAUCUAUGACGACUUUGAUAAAAAUAAUAAGUCCAGCAUAGUUGGAACCAUUAUUGAGAAGGGUCUUCUCUGUAAUAACUUCUCAGUUAGAGAUUGUAUAAAAGAGGGCUUCAAAUUCCUUUAUACUAAGGUCAAUACUCCAAACCUUAGUGAAGCUCCAUAUAUCUUUUUCUUGAGAAUAAUGAUUUAAAAUGUUCAGUUAGUUGAAUACAAGUCAAGAGAAAGCAAAUAAUUCUUUAUGGUGCUUAGAGAUUUAUUUGAAGUCUACUACGACGCUGAAGCUAAAUAGAGACCAGACUUUAAGCAAAUAAUUAAUGCAAGAGAACUGGCAUAAGAAUUCGUAGUUAAACUAAACACGUAUGAAUCAAAAGAGAAAAAGAAUACUUAUCUGGAGGAUACUAAUCUGGUCGGUUUUCUUAACAUGUUAAAUACUCUAGUUAAGAACAAUCCAGAUUGCUUAGAACAGACUGAAUAUAUUGGCAUAUCAGAGUAUUUAAUAGAAAAGUGUCUAUUUACAUUCAAACUUGAACCACUUGAAAAGCAUAUCACCAAGGAAGUUGAUAUACCAGCAUUUGAGAAACCAUUUAUUAAUAAGUGUCUCACGACUGAUUCAAGAAUAGCUUGCUACAAUCUAAUUCAAACUAUGUGCAGGUUACAGCCUAAAAUUAUUGGAGGAUUGAUCUCGAAGUAUCUUCACCCACUACUUUACAUAAUCUAGAAACCUAAAAAGUCAGGGUUUGCCCCAAGAUCAGAAACAAGAAGCUUCCAUGGAUUCUGUGGAAUUAGAAACCUAGGAUGUAUUUGCUACAUGAACGCUAUGAUAUAACAGUUCUACCACAUUCCAACUUUUAGAUACUGUUUAUUAGCCACAUAAGAUAAUCAGCCAAUCAAUCUCCAAGAAUUUGAAAAUGAAAAGGUUGACGAUAACAUGCUCCAUUAACUCAUGAAAUUCAUGGGAUUCCUUGAAUUAUCAGAAAGAUAAGAUUACAACCCCAGAGAAUUCUGUUUUUCAUUUAAAGAUUUUGCAGGAUAGCCAACAAAUGUGAGAAUUCAGCAAGACUCACAAGAAUUCCUUAAUCUAGCUUUCGAUAGACUUGAGAGGCUUUUAGCAAACACAAGCUAGAAAUAUUUACUUCAAAAUAUUUUUGGAGGAUAGACUUGCUCAUUGAUGAUUUGUAAGAAUUGUGGAAAUCUUAGACAGAUGAAGGAGAAUUUCUACAAUCUCUCCCUAGAAGUCAAAAACCAAAAGAGUAUCUAUGAUGGACUCAAGAAAUUCAUUACUGGAGAAAUUAUCAAUGAUUUCUUAUGCGAAGCUUGCAAUUAAAAAGUUGACGUGGAAAGAAAAACUGUAAUUGAAAAGCUGCCAAAUAUGCUUAUUGUGCAUUUAUAGAGAAUUGUAUUUGACUAUGAUACAUUCUAAAAUGCUAAACUAAAUUCAAGAGUCGAAUUCCCUAACGUGUUAAAUCUUAAGCCUUACAUGCUAUCAGAAGUAAUGAAACAAGAAAAAGAACUUUUAAAACAGGCGAGAAAGGAUAAAAAGAAAAAGGAGAAGGAAAUUGAAAAAGAGAUUGGGUAAAAUAAGAAAAAAGAGGAGUAAGUUAAAAUUGAAGAAGGCAAGAUUGAAGAGGGAAGCGAUGAGAUUUAGUUAGAUAAAAUGGAAAUCAUAGGAAACUCUCCUACAAAGAAUGAGAAGGAUGCAUCUAGUGAUGAUGAGAAUGAUCAACCAGAUAUAAUGGAGAUUGAUGCUCCUGAAGAAGAUUACCAGUACAAAUUAGUAGGUGUUGUAGUUCACAUGGGUACAGCAGAUGCAGGUCAUUAUAUUUCAUAUAUCAAUAUUACCAGGGGAGUGAAAAAUGAGGAGACUCCAGAAUGGCUGCUUACUGAAAAAGAAAACUGGCUUGAAUUUAAUGAUUCUACUGUUAAGGACUAUAGAUUCGCAAAUUUAGAAGAGGACUGUUACGGUGGAGGAUCAUCAUCUAACUCAGGUAAUUUCUAGAACUCAGACAUGAAAAACGACUAUUCAAGGAAUGCUUACAUGCUGAUCUAUGAGAAGCGUAGAAAAGAAAAGAUCAAGAUCGUGAUCCCUGAGUAAAUAGUCUAAUAGUCGCAAUCAUCUUCUUCUCUAGAUUGCGAUGGUACCGCAAUAUCUAGAGAUCUUUCCUAACAUCAUUUGUUUUACGUCGUUCCCUAACUAUAGGAGAACCUCCUGAACAACAACAUCAACUAAGUCCUAUUUUAUGAUGAAAGUAGCAAAGAACAUUACUCCUUGGUUGAAUUUAAUUCUGCCAAAAAAUUCGUGCCAAAUGAAAUCUACAAGAUGGUUCAACGUGACAACUAUCUAUUCUUAACAGAAAAGUCGAUCUUCAAUAACAAUUUCUUUGAGACAACUAAGAUUCUUGUAGAUACAUUAAUAUAAAACGCUCCCGAAGUACUGUAAGAUAGCGAGAGCAACUAAAAUCAAUUAUUAUUUGAUUUCCUAAGAAGGCUUAUCUUUGAUCUCUUAUCAAUGACAACUGAAAACAAAUAGCUUUUGGAAAUGACGAAAUUGCUAUUAAGAAUGAUAGAUCUAAAUGAUGCUUAGCUUCUAAAAAUUGUUGAUGAAUAGAUUUUACUUGAUAAGUCUAAACUUGGCAAGGAUCAAAAGUCCUUUUUAGAAAGUUUAUUGACUAAUAUGGAUAAAGAUAUGAGAGAAAUGAACCAAUUAAUUCUAACUUCAGUUGUCAACAGACUAUUCGCUAUCAAUAGAAUCGAUGUGGUAGAUAGCAUUAUGAAUCAAAUAUUUGCAAUGAUCCCAGAGGAUUUCUAUAAAAAUUGGCUAAAGCUACAUCAGAUACUACAGUUCCUCUUCGAUGUAACUAAAAGUGGACAUGCACAAAUGAGUUAUAUGGUUGAACAUAAGUUAAUCAGCAAACUCAUCGAUUUUUAUAUGGAGAAUGAUAGUCCUUUGGUUGGAAAUAAAAAGAGAUAGGUUAUGGGAUCAAACUAUGCUUAGCCUCCACUAGAUAAUUUGAUCCUCAUCAUAAGCAUAAUAUUGAGGAACUAUAAGAGAGUUAUUCUAGAAUCAGACAACUAAGAGAGCUUUAAUGGCUAAAGUAUGCUAUAUAUGGCUAUGUUCCCUGAAGAGCUACCUCCAUUGUCAGAUGAGGAUAUAUUCAUGCUCAAUCAAAAAGCAUUCUGGUCAAAGAAUAUGAAGGCUGGAUAUUAGAGAGUUGAAUUCGGAAGAUUGAUUGCAUAGAUGUCUUUCUUCAAUUUGCAAUUUUCUAGGAAAGUUGCUAAGAGACUAGUCAUUGGACUAAAUAAAGCAUCUGCUGAUGAAGUGGAACCUUAUCUUUACGUUGUUCAAUCUCUUUUGCUUCUUAAUGAUCCCUACAAGCAAUUUAGACUAGAAUGGAUCCUAGGUAUCCCAUAGCUUAAGGUUGAUAAGACAAUGAUAUAUAACCAAGACGUGAGCAUAAUCAAUACCAAGUUAGGAGUGCAGAUUUUGGAUUCAGCCUCUGAUGAUGUCUAUGAAUAUAGAUCCACAUUGUUUAAGCAAUCAACAAAUACCAGAUAGAGUUUCCUUCAACUUGUUUAUUAAUUCAGAAGAUCCUGGUCAAAGUAUACUUUCUAAUUGCUAAUGUCACUCCUUUAAGGUUGCCAACAGGACCCUACUGGAUAUCUGUUGCAUUACAUAAAAACACUUGAGCCAUCAAACUAUUGCAAUGCAAGAUAUAUAGACUGGAUAGGUCCAUUUAUAGAAGAUUAGUUUGAAAAUAUGAAGAAAUUCCCUACUACCACAUCUUAACAGGAGUAUAUAAUGGUUGUUUAAUUAAAAGCUAUUUUGGAUGCAUUGUUUUACCCUUAGAAAUAAAUUCCUUAACCUACUUCAGAAUAAGUUCAAGUAGAUGUCCAAAUUGAAUCUCUCCAAUAGGAUAAACCUCAAGAAUAGAUGGAAUCUAUUUAAUCCUCCAACUAAUAAGAUACAAUUAUCAACACUAGUUUGAAUAAGCCAAGCAUCAUAAGUUAUGACUCAACUGAUGGUGGUCCAGAAUAGUAUAUAAUUUGGGAUGUUAUUGAAGAAAAAAUCAUUAAAGACCAUAUUAUGUUUGAUGAAAAUAUAUAGAUUACAGUAAAGGAAUACACCGUAAGAAUUACAGAGUCUAAGCCAGAUGGAUUAACAAACAAAGUUUUUACCCCGGAUCAAUUCUAACAGCUAGGUAGAGGUAGAAAUAAUGAUAAUCAAUCAAAUGUAGGUAUUAAUAACUAGCCUAGAAGAAGAAAAUACGGCAGAGGCGCUGGAAAUUAUGAUGUUUAGCAAAAAGGAAGUCACACUGUUAUGCUUGCUUAAAAGAGAAAUCCCUUGAAGAGAGGUGCUGGCUAAAAGAAAAAGAGAAAUCACAAUAAAGAUAAGGGCUAGCCUCUAGAGUUUUAGCAAAACUUCCAAGGAGGUAAUUAAUAAGAUGCUGACACAGUCAUAAUUGAUGAUGGAGAGGAAAAUCAAAAUCAAGAUGAUUCAAUGGAUGUAGAAUACUAAGAUGAUAACCAUGGCGAUGAUUACUAUCCCGAAAAUGAGAAUUCUCAAGGAGCUAGAGAGUACUACAAUUAUGGAACUACUUAAAUUGCUCCUUAGGAUAAUUUCUAAGAUCCCACAAACUAAGUUUAUGAUCCCUAAGAAGAGAAUAGAAUUUAUUAGGAUGGAAAUAACCAAAUAGAUUAGGAUUAUGAAAAGCAAAACAAGGGUGUAGUCCCAGGAAUGACUACUUUCAAAGAUGAAAAUUAAUAUUCUACUCUCAAAUAAGAUAGUGAACCAUAUGUAACUGAAAACAACUAAGAUCAAUAGCAAAUACAAGAAGAAAAUACCGAAUUCCAUGUUAAUUAAAAUUAGAAUGAAAAUUAACUUGCAACUGAUGCCUGGGAAGCAGCAGUUUCGUGCGUUCUAGUUUUUUCUGUAACUAAUCUUGAUAAAUCAAAGCCGUAAACAGUGACUUUGACACUAAUGAAUUCUUCACAGGUGAAUGACCCACCCAUUAACUUCAGAAUACCUGCUAGUCCUAUCCCUGCUUUGCUAAUGGGAAGUAAGGAGAGAGAUAUCGCUGUUUUCACUAAGCUGAGACCAUUUGAAGAUUGGGGUAACUACCAAUAUUACAUUCAAGUUGUUCAGCCCAAGAACAGUGAUGGCGGAGCAAAUGCAGUCAAUCAUGCUAGAGUUGGAAUAGCUCCUAUUAUUUAGACUAAUAGCAAUGUUUCUGGUCCCAUUAUGAUCGAUUCCAAUGUUGGAGUAGGCUAUGACGAAAUUAUGGAUGCAGAGAUGGGAGGUACUGGCGCUGCUGACUACAAGGAGUGCCCCACUUGCACUUUCCAUAAUCUUACUCUUCUCAGUUUCUGUGAAGUGUGUGGCUCAUCACUUUGA
Molecule: messenger RNA, 10614 nt
Organism: Stylonychia lemnae
Lineage: Eukaryota; Ciliophora; Spirotrichea; Sporadotrichida; Oxytrichidae
Source: the annotation of a GenBank genome assembly